Messenger RNA from Ceratina calcarata, 888 nucleotides. Its product is annotated as mpv17-like protein 2. Lineage: Eukaryota; Metazoa; Arthropoda; Insecta; Hymenoptera; Apidae. The record is from RefSeq and is a predicted model, not a curated record. Gene Ontology annotation, cellular component: mitochondrion; cytoplasm; membrane. Bases 248 to 844 code for a protein of 198 amino acids. The transcript is spliced from 3 exons. Gene Ontology annotation, biological process: mitochondrial ribosome assembly.
GUUUAUAACUAUAUUGAAAUCUGAAUUGUUUGUACAAUUUGCAUUUAAAAAUAACUUAUUCGAACGCAAACUUGUUAAAUUAAAAUUACGUAUCGGGCUAUAAAAUCAGAUCUGAUCUGAUUAGAUCUGAACUUCUGUCUGUACGUGAAACAUGUGCUUAGAACAGUGCUAAAAUUUUUUAUUAUGAACGACGACAUAAAUAUAUGACAAUACCAAACAUUGUAUUAAAUGUUAAUUAUUAUCCAUUAUGAGUAUAACGAGAAACAUAAGUUUAUUUUUCAACAAAAUACCCGCGAUCAAAGAGCAAUUGUUUUCUCCUAAAUAUUUAUUGUACACGAAUGUAACGAUAUCUAUCUCUCUCUCUGCAGCGGGAGACGUGUUAGAGCAACAUUAUGAAAUAUUGAAGGGUGAGUGGAAUAAAUGGAGUUUUUAUAGAACGAGGAAUAUGGCAGUGUCUGGCAUGUCUAUCGGUAUAGUAUGUCACUAUUGGUAUAAAUAUUUAGACGCUAAAUUACCGGGUCGCGGGAUCAAUAUUGUUCUAAAGAAGGUUGUCAUAGACCAGCUAGUCUGCUCUCCACUUUGUAUAACAAUGUUUUUUUUAACAUUAGGCAUAUUAGAGAAUAAUAGUUGGUCUGAAUUGAAAGAGGAGGUUCUUAAGAAAGCUCAUAGAUUGUACAUAGCAGAAUGGGUAAUUUGGCCGCCGGCACAACUCUUUAAUUUCUAUUUUCUGCCAACGAGAUAUAGGGUGUUAUAUGAUAACACUAUAUCUCUUGGCUACGAUGUGUAUACUAGUCAAGUGAAACAUGAUAAUGUAACGGCUAACGCGAGAAGUAUGAAACUUUGACGAACUUGUAAAUAGAUCAAAUAAAUAUGUAAAUAGUAACAGAA